UAUAUUUUUACCCCUUCUUUUUCCUUCAUAUUUUAUCUUGAUUUUUUUGUCUUUCCCAUAAGAAAUUUUCUCCAAAGUAAUAUUCAGAGAUCAAACAACACUAUCAUUAGGGUGCCAAGAUGGUGGCACAGGGAUUCAUAGUGGAUUUAAACAAGCCACUCGUUUUCCAGGUGGGCCAUCUUGGAGAUUCAUAUGAGGAGUGGGUUCAUCAGCCAAUUAUUAGCAAAGGAAGUCCAAGAUUUUUUGAAAAUGAUAUUUUAGAGUUUUUGACUCGAACGGUUUGGUGGGCAAUUCCAUCAGUGUGGUUACCAAUAGUAGGUUGGUUGGUUUGGAUAUCAUUAAAAAGAGGUGGUGGUAUUAGUGAACUAUUUUUGACAUUACUUGGUGGCAUAUUUUUAUGGACAUUUUUGGAGUACACUUUACAUCGUUUUGUAUUUCACAUGAAGCCUAGUGGAUAUUGGGCAAAUACACUUCAUUAUCUUAUUCAUGGUUGUCACCACAAGCACCCUAUGGAUGGACUAAGACUUGUCUUUCCCCCUGCUGCAACUGCCAUUCUCCUACUCCCACUAUGGAGUGUAAUUAAAUUGUUAGUACCUUUCACAUAUGCCCCUGCCUUUCUUGGAGGAGGUUUGUUGGGUUACAUCAUCUAUGAUUGCACACAUUACUACUUACAUCAUGGCAAACCAUUCAAAGGAAUUUCACAUUCACUCAAGAGGUAUCAUAUGGAUCAUCAUUUCAAACUUCAAGAUAAGGGAUAUGGAAUCACUUCAAAAUUUUGGGACAUCAUCUUUGGGACACUACCUCCUAAACCUACCAAUAAAAUUAAGUAAUAUUUCUUCAUACAUCAAAAGGGGAAACUUAAAAAAAAAUAAUGUAAAAAUAUGCAUAUGACAAGUAUAUAUGUUUGGAUCUCUAUUUUCUUUUUUGUUCAUUCCAUCUAUAGUUUCUCUUUACCUUUGGUUUUUAAGUCUUUAGGAAAUCUUAAUUUCUGGUGAUCAAAAAUCCAUUAGGGUGAGUGACACUUAAAGUGGUUCACAUUGUAAAUUAGUAUAUCAUCUUAUUUUGAAUGCUUCCUCUUUUUUUCUCAAUUAAAAUAUUGUUACUUCAA
Solanum pennellii is the source of this 1108-nucleotide messenger RNA. RefSeq names its product dihydroceramide fatty acyl 2-hydroxylase FAH1-like. NCBI's taxonomy places the organism in Eukaryota, Viridiplantae, Streptophyta, Magnoliopsida, Solanales, Solanaceae. The record is from RefSeq and is a predicted model, not a curated record. Gene Ontology annotation, biological process: lipid biosynthetic process; fatty acid metabolic process. Gene Ontology annotation, molecular function: iron ion binding; fatty acid 2-hydroxylase activity. Bases 120 to 830 code for a protein of 236 amino acids. The transcript is spliced from 4 exons. Gene Ontology annotation, cellular component: membrane; endoplasmic reticulum.